This is a messenger RNA of Rhodamnia argentea, 904 nucleotides long. Its product is annotated as agamous-like MADS-box protein AGL80. The record is from RefSeq and is a predicted model, not a curated record. Gene Ontology annotation, molecular function: protein dimerization activity; RNA polymerase II cis-regulatory region sequence-specific DNA binding; DNA-binding transcription factor activity, RNA polymerase II-specific. Gene Ontology annotation, biological process: positive regulation of transcription by RNA polymerase II. NCBI's taxonomy places the organism in Eukaryota, Viridiplantae, Streptophyta, Magnoliopsida, Myrtales, Myrtaceae. Bases 89 to 904 code for a protein of 271 amino acids. The transcript has a single exon.
UGUUUCCUAAUCAUUCUUCCUUUCUGUGCUUCUCUCGAUUUCUUUCCCUAAUCAUCGUGUUUUUGUGCUCUCUUUUGUUCUUUCAGCCAUGACGAGAAGGAAGGUGAAGCUCGAGUACAUAACCAACGAUGCCUCGAGAAGGGCAGCGUUCAAGAAGAGAAAUAAGGGACUCAUGAAGAAGGUGAGUGAGCUGAGCACCCUGUGCGGCAUCAACGCGUGUGCCAUCGUCUACAGCCCCUAUGACCGCCAGCCAGAUCUCUGGCCGCCUUCCCGAAUGGCCGUUGAGCGCAUCGUCUCGAGGUUUAAGGAGAUGCCAGAUAUGGAGCAGAGCAAGAAGAUGGUGAGCCAGGAGGCGUACCUGAUGCAGCGGAUCGCGAAGGCGAACGAACAGCUCAAGAAGCACAGGAAGGAAAACCGUGAGAGGGAGGUGACCAGAGUCAUGUUCAAUGCCUUGGCUAGCACAUUCACCGGCACCGCCCCAGUUUGGCCUAGCUUGAGGGUGAUGGAUCUCCAUGACCUUGGAUGGGUGGUUGACGACUAUGUUAAGGAUGUCGUCAAAAGGUCGGACAGCCUCAAACAGGCCUUGGGGAUUGGUGGUGGCGGCGAAGUUGCAGCACCCCCGCCACCACUGCCAGAUGUGCCAGUGGAGGGAUUUCCUGAGACUGAAGCUGUGGGGCAAGUGGAAGCAGGCAAUAGCAUGCAAAGGCAACAAUGGUUUGUGGAUCUGGGGAAUCCCCAAUUGCCCAAUGUGCCAUUCGCUGGGAAUGAGCUGAUGCUGCUUCCAUUUGGUGGCAACAUCAAUAACAACAACAAUAACAAUCCUCAAAACGCUGUUUGGCCAAACAACAAUAACAACUAUCCUCAAAAUGUUGUCUGGCCAAACAACAAUCCCUUUUUUCCUUGA